ACAAUAUUGCCUAUCUGAAGAUAGGCAAGAUUGUGAAAUUAAUUUAGGUUAAAGCAACUGUUUGCUAUUAAUCCAUAGGAACUACAACUUUAACAGCCUGUUAACUAUUGCAAUUUUGAAGGGUAACGAAAAUUUAACCGACCUUAUUGGUGUUACCGUUUCCCAGAUAGCAAUAGUGGUAUCAGCUAAAAAAACGUUUAAUAUAGGUGAAAUAAAAUAUAUAUUUGAAGCUUUUUAUUAAUUUUAUUUCUUCACGAAUGAUUUCAAUGUUACAUUUCAACGGUAUUUUUUCCACUAACCAAUUUUCCUCCCAUGGGACAGACUGCAUAAAAAUAUUAAUUAACAUCUUCCCACGUCUGCCUGUUUUGACAAUUUUACUAAUUAAUAUUGAGUUAGUAUGAAAAAAAUAUGAACUUAAUCAAUUGUAUUCCCCCGAUACAGGGAGUGGAGUGUUAACAAAGUAGUUUAUUAAAAUCCAACAUAUAUUGUGAAAAAGAUGGUUGAUCGAUAAGGGAUCGCGUGCCUGAAAAAAUGUCCCUUGUGAAAAAACACCUCCAGAAAACAAAAAACGCCCUUUCCUCAUUCAGUCUUCGAGUUCUUCUCUAUAAGCGAGUUGUCCUGAGAUAAUAAUUCAAAAUGAAUGGUACUUUUGCUGAAGACUUGGAUUCCAAUACCAAAAAUGGGAUAGAAAUGAAAGAAAUGGAAAUGAGGAAAGACAUUUUGAAACCUAGGAGAAAAUAUCCUGGCUUCAGGAAAAACUUCAAAUAUUACCUUCAAGAAUUCACCGAUUAUACUGGAAUACACGGAUUCAAGUAUAUGGGUGAACAGGACCGAUCCGUAUUCGAAAGAUUGUGGUGGAUUAUCCUGUUCUGCAUUUCCUUAUACGUGUGUAUCGAUCAGAUCUUCAAAACAUGGAUGAAGUGGGACGCUUCCCCAGUCUUAGUAAGCUUCGCUAGAAGCCCCACCCCUGUUUGGCAAAUUCCUUUUCCGGCUAUAACAAUUUGUUCAGAAACGAAAUCCAGACAGAGAAAGUACAAUUUUACUGAAGCUUACAAACAGUUUGUGAUGGGAAAUAAUAUGACUGAUGAUGAGCUGAAGAAGUUUUCUGAUAGUUCUCUGAUUUGUGACAAUCAUCUGUAUACAAGAGGAGAAAAAUAUACCGAACUGGAAACAAUCAAGUACCUUAUGUCGAUCGGUCCUCAAUUUGAAGAUGUAUUUUUCACUUGUAAAUGGACUUCUAUGAAUGAAAGCUGCUACAAUAUGUUUUACCCAAUGUUAACGGAAGAUGGCAUGUGUUUCACUUUCAACAUGCUGGAUAGAAGUGAAUUGUUCCGUAAAAAGGUGUUCAUGGAGGGUGAAUACAUGCAGCAUGGAAGGGAAUCAGAAGGAUGGACAUUGGAAAAUGGGUAUCCCAAAGACGCUCCUAUGGAAACUUUUCCUAGAAGAGCUCUAUCUGCUGGUUCUUCUGCUGGUCUUAAUUUAGUUCUAAUGGCAUGGCUACCAGAUUUGGACUAUGUUUGCAAGGGCCCGGUUCAAGGAUUCAAGGUACUCUAUGGGAAAAUAUUUCUUUUGAUACAACCAACAGUAUCAAUUGAUGAGAAUACAACCCGAAUUUGUGGAUCCGGAAGUCAGGAAUGUAUGUUUGAAGCAAAACAAGAACUCUUGAUAAGAGAAGUAGAAUAUGGCAUAUCCAACUAUGAAUCCGAAAGAAGCAGUUCCUCCCCUGAUUGCGAUUGCCUUCCCGCGUGCACUUCACUGACUUACAACGCAGAAUAUUCCCAGGGACAUUAUGAAUGGGAAAAAUUGUUCCAAGCAUUCCGAGUGAAUUUCAGUGAAUUUCCUGGAGUUCAGAUGACCAGACUGACGAUAUUCUUCAAAGAGCAACAGUUCAUAACUUCAGAGAGAAACGAAUUGUACGGCCAGACCGACUUUCUUGCUAACUGUGGAGGUAUUUUGGGAUUAUUCACAGGAUUCUCGGUAUUGUCGAUCAUCGAGAUCAUUUACUUUCUGUCACUGAGGUUGAUGUGCAACGUCAACAGACACGGAAGACGAUAUUGGUCGGGAUCUGCCAAACUUUUGAAAGAUGCUAAAGUGAAUGAUUAGGUCCUGUAGAAUUCUAUGUAAUAAUUGUAAUUUGUAGUGCAAAUACUGUUGAUCAAAAUGCACAACAAAGUAAUCACAGGAAUAAUAAAGACUCUCAUUUUGGUAACGUAACAUUAUUUUCAUAACGAUACAGAAAUAUAUAGAAACCAUAAAAAUAUUAAAGGAAUAAUCCAAAUUUCAAUGCUUUCGAUGUUGGGGUUGGAUUUGUAUUAUUUCCAUCACGUUUGUUGUCGUUGUCCGAUGUUUAUAGAAAUAAUAUACUGUAGAUUUUCCUGUAUCUAGAAAUAAAUAUACUCUUUAGAUUUAA
This is a messenger RNA of Leptinotarsa decemlineata (Colorado potato beetle), 2410 nucleotides long. RefSeq names its product pickpocket protein 28. The record is from RefSeq and is a predicted model, not a curated record. Gene Ontology annotation, biological process: sodium ion transmembrane transport. Lineage: Eukaryota; Metazoa; Arthropoda; Insecta; Coleoptera; Chrysomelidae. Gene Ontology annotation, molecular function: ligand-gated sodium channel activity. Gene Ontology annotation, cellular component: plasma membrane.